GCGGCGGCAGAGAUGGCGUCGGAUUAUGAGGAGGAGCUGUAUGGCGUCGAGGACGACGACUUCGACAGCCAGUUCGCCGCCGAGUUGGAGGUCCUGGCCGAGCUGGAGGGGCACCCAACCCCACCGGUACCCAAGGUCUCCUGGCGACGGAAGAGGAAACCGGUGACGUUUGAGGAGGCCCUCGCCGCCGGUGAUGUCGGCCGUGGGGAUCGCGGCCCGGGACGGGACGGGGAUGGCAGUGCCAGCCUCCCCGGGCGGGAUCGGCGGGAGCCGGUGGAGGUGGAAGAGGAGGACCCUCUGGCCCCGGUCCCACUCACCCCCAAGCCCAAAAGGCGGAAGCUCGAGACCGUCAAGAAGCUGGAUUUUGGCCCGGGCCUCGAGGUGCCCCGUUCCGGCCCCCCGCGGGGCGACGUCACGCCCCCGCUGACCCCGGAGGACCCCGCCCGGGAGCCGGACAGCAGACCCGCCGACCGGGGCCGGAGCCCGGGGCCCCUGGACGUGAGCGACGUUGCCCCGCUCCAGAGGACCCCUUCCCCGCCGGCGAGCCGCAGAGGGGUCUUACGGCGGCCCCCCGUCUUGGAUGACUACCUCAACGUGACAUCCACCGACGGCACCCGGGUCUACGUGGUGAUGAGGGACGAUCCCCCGGGGGCAAGAGAGGAGCUCGUCACCCCGGACGGCAGCCGGAGAGGAGCCGGGCAGCUUCACCUGCUGGGAGUUCCCUUCUCCCACCUGAAAGAGCAGGUCGCCAUUGAGCGCCGGAGGAGGGUUUUGGAGGGCUCCCAGCGGUUGACAGACUUAUUGAACAGUCUCGACGCUCCCGGCCCUGGAGCCCCGGGCCCCGGCGAUGCUGCGGUGGCCGAGGAGGAGGAGGAGGAAGAGGAAGAGUCGUCGGUGAACAGUCUCUGGGUGGAUCGGUUCACCCCCCAGCGCUACACAGACCUGCUCAGCGAUGACUACACCAACCGCUGCCUGCUCAAGUGGCUGAAGCUGUGGGACCUAGCGGUGUUCGGGAGGGAGAAGCCGGCCAAGCGAGCCAAGCCGGCCGCCGAGCCGCGGGCCCCCGCCAAGGCCGUCAGGGAGCAGCCGGGCAAGUGGAAGAGCAAAGAGCAGCUGACCGAGGAGAUGCUGGAAGCGGAAUUGGACCAGACCAAGAGGCCAAAGCACAAGGCGGCGCUGCUGUGUGGGCCCCCCGGGCUGGGGAAGACCACCCUGGCCCAUGUCAUCGCCAAGCACGCGGGGUACAACGUAGUGGAGAUGAACGCCAGCGACGACCGCAGCCCGGACAUCUUUAAGACCCGCAUCGAAGCCGCCACCCAGAUGAAGUCCGUCCUGGGGGCCCACGAAAAGCCGAACUGCCUGAUCAUCGACGAGAUCGACGGGGCGCCCACGCCGGCCAUUAACGUGCUCCUGAGUAUCCUCAAUCGGAAGGACGCCAAGGACGUGGAGCCGGCCAGCGGCGGGCCCGGGGUCAGGAAGAGGAGGCGGGAAGGAGGCCUCCUGUUACGGCCCAUCAUCUGUAUCUGCAAUGACCAGUUCACAGCGUCGCUGAGGCAGCUGCGGCCGCACUGCUUCCUCCUGAGCUUCCCCCAGACCCAGCCCUCGAGGCUGGUCCACAGGCUCCAAGAGAUCUCGGCACUCCAGGGGAUGAAAGCGGACGUGGGAGCCCUCAUGGCCCUGUGCGAGAAGACGGAGAACGACAUCCGCUCGUGCAUCAACACUCUGCAGUUCCUGCACGGUCGGGGCAAGCGGGAGCUGAGCGUGAGGAUGCUCCGGACCCUGAACGUCGGCCUGAAGGACCAGAAGAAGGGCCUCUUCUCCCUCUGGCAGGAGAUUUUCCAGCUGCCCAGGGUGCAGAGGCAGCGGAUCGGGGAGGACCCUUUCCCGGCGGCCCAGGCGACGCUCCCGGGGUUGGCCGACGACCCCGGGCAACGUGGAGGCAGGGGUCCCUCCCACGGUGCCUCCCACCGGUUCCACCGCAUCCUCCACCUCAGCACCGCCGCGGGGGAGCACGAGAAGAUCUCUCAGGGCCUCCACGAGAACUUCCUCAACGUGAAGCCGAAGGACCCCAGCUUGGGCACGGUGUGCCGGGCCCUGGACUGGCUGGAGUUCGAGGACGCCCUGGACCGCGCGGUGCGCCACGGCCAGCACUUCCAGCUGAUGAGAUACCUCCCCUUCCUACCCGUGGCCUUCCACCUCCUCUUCGCCGCCGCCGGCGUCCCCAGGAUCGCCUACCCCAGCAGCCAGUUCGAGGCGCUGAGCAGGACGAACCGGAUGCAGAACCUGAUCUCGUCCCUGAUGGCGGGCGUCGGCCCCGCGGCCCGCAGCCGGGCCGGGCCCCGGGCGCUCGUCCUCGAGGCCCUCUGCCCGCUGCUGGACAUCAUCUCCCCCAAGCUGCGCCCGAUAAACACGCAGCUGUACAGCGCCAAGGAGAAGCAGCAGCUGGCGGGCCUCAUCGGCACCAUGCUGUCCUACAACCUCACCUACCUCCAGGAGCGGACGGCCGACGGCCAGUACGUCUACACGCUGGACCCGAACGUGGAGGCCGUGUGCAGGUUCCCCGACCUCCCCGCCCGCAAGCGGCUGACCUACCAGGCCAAGCAGCUCAUUGCCCGCGAGAUCGAGCUGGAGAAGAUGAGGAGGGCCGAGGCGGCUGUGCAGGCCCGCAACCCGAGCCGGCCAACGGCGGGUGAGAGGGCGGGGAGCGGCCGGAACCCCGAGCAGCGCCUGGAGCACAUCAUCCAAAGGGCCGUGGUUGACGAGAAGCCGGAAACGGACUUCUUCGGACGCAAGAUCGUCCGGAAAGCGGCGGCCCCGGGGCCAGAGAGCCGUGCGGCCGCCGAGCAGGAGCCGGGGGAGAAGCGAUUCGGGGAGGCGGUGGGCCGCAGCCACGUCUGGUUCCGCUUCAACGAAGGGGUCUCCAACGCCGUGCGCCGCAACGUCUACGUGCGGGACCUGAUGUAGCCACCCCGGGCCGGGCCUCCCGCGGCCUAGAAAUAAACCCGCCGGGCGGAGCGCGGGG
Molecule: messenger RNA, 3022 nt
Organism: Tachyglossus aculeatus (Australian echidna)
Lineage: Eukaryota; Metazoa; Chordata; Mammalia; Monotremata; Tachyglossidae
Gene: CHTF18
Product: chromosome transmission fidelity factor 18
Exons: 22
Coding region: 13-2964 (983 amino acids)
Molecular function (GO): ATP binding; ATP hydrolysis activity
Source: RefSeq, a predicted model, not a curated record